Molecule: messenger RNA, 384 nt
Organism: Lucilia sericata (common green bottle fly)
Lineage: Eukaryota; Metazoa; Arthropoda; Insecta; Diptera; Calliphoridae
Product: male accessory gland serine protease inhibitor-like
Exons: 2
Coding region: 53-316 (87 amino acids)
Molecular function (GO): serine-type endopeptidase inhibitor activity
Source: RefSeq, a predicted model, not a curated record
AUCAUUAUCAAUUUAUUAAAUAUUAAUUAAUUGUUCACUGAAAAAAAACGAAAUGAAAUUCUUGCAUAUUUUAACUUUAUUGUUGGUGGCUUUAGUGGCUUAUACCUCGGCCCAAAGAUGUGUGGGUAGACCACGUAAUCCUUCUUGUACUGGCGCUCGCAAUUUGGGUCGCCGUGGACGCGGCUGCACUCCUCGCACUAUGUGGCAUUGGGAUGCUCGUUCUCGUCAAUGUCGUGAAAUGCGUUACUUGGGUUGUGGUGGCAACAACAAUCGUUGGUGCACUCGCGCUGCCUGUGAACAGAGAUGUCGUCGUUAAGCUGUAGUCUCAUUUGAAUGUUUUAACUUUUUAGAUUUUAAUGAAAUAAAAUUAAAUUUGCAAAUACA